AUGAGAUAUACUGUUGACGUCAAAAUUAAAGGUUUCAAGCCAAACACGAGAGGAUCUUUCAUUCAAGGCCCUUUCACCACGCUAAAAGAGCUACUCGUGAAGCUGCCAGACUCUAUUAACUUCAAUGUUGAGAUAAAAUAUCCGAGAUUCCACGAAGCGAUUGAAGCCGGUUUAGCCCCGAUUGGGCUUGAGAUCAAUGAAUUCGUUGAUCGAAUACUAGAUCAAAUCUUCCAAAAUGCUCGAGGACGAAAAAUAAUACUUUCCUCCUUCACACCGGAAAUUUGUAUCCUUUUGGCCCUCAAACAGAAAAGAUAUCCGGUCAUGUUUUCCAAACGGUGGAAUUUGGCCGGUAUUGUCUUUGCUUCCGACAUAUUACUUCUAUGUCCGAGACUUGUGGGCUAUGUGAGACAAACAGGGUUUGUUUGCGGGUCUUAUGGCUCCUUAAACAAUGUUCCAGAAAAUGUGAGGAUACAACAAGCGGCAGGCGUUCAGAUUUUGAUGGCCGAUAGAGUUGGCGUUGUCUCAACGGUGCUUAACGAGAGCCAUAUCGACUCAUCAGUUAAUGCAUCCACUCAAUUUGACUAG
Molecule: messenger RNA, 585 nt
Organism: Penicillium diatomitis
Lineage: Eukaryota; Fungi; Ascomycota; Eurotiomycetes; Eurotiales; Aspergillaceae
Exons: 4
Coding region: 1-585 (194 amino acids)
Biological process (GO): glycerophospholipid catabolic process
Molecular function (GO): glycerophosphocholine phosphodiesterase activity
Source: RefSeq, a predicted model, not a curated record